AUGGUGAAAUCUGGAGAUCUUUUACACAUAUUAAUGAGUCUUGGUUAUCCAGGCUGCAGCCUGGAGUUGAAAGCAGCUAUCGACGAAUGCCUGAAGGACACGAAGUCGGCAAGAUUUAUUCUCUACCUAUGCGACGUAGCCAGGGUGAAUAUAGAAUUAAAUAAAUUGUAUGAUCCUAUUCCAUUUUCUUCGAAUGUUGAGAAGGAUUGCAAUGAACAGAAAAUCCCGAGUCAGGCGGUGCAAAAUAUUAAGAUUAUCGAAACAAUCAAAGAAUUCGACAGCACAUACGGAGCUUUGUAUCCAGCAUCAGAUAAAGUACAUGGAGUUGUCGUCACGCACCAGUGCGUUUGCGAGGACCUAUCGUCAGUACUUAAAAAGAUACGUCGUUUCUUGAGUCAGAUUGCUGCCGGAUUUGGAGAAGAAGUCGAUGGGACCGUUAUGGUGUAUUGCCAAACUGAGGACCAGUUAGCACGGAUGUUGAGGCACUUCCUGAACUACGAUUCGAAUACGAACCAUCGGCUCAUGGAAGAAGUUGACAGUGCGCAGUCCGCUGUUUCUUUGAAAAUCCUGAAUGUAGCAAGAAACAAGGAGACGACGACGCGUUUGAACUACGUAACUGAAGCGAUCGAGAAUGUGAAAGCCGGAAAUUACAAGCGUCGCCGGAAUUUACCGAAAAAGAUCCCGAUUGCCACAGUCGAAAAAGAAGUAUCCAAGGUAGUUGCAAAAGCGAUGGAUGGCGAACAGAUAUCGAUGGCCGCACACCGCAAAGUCAUUUCGGAUAUGAAUGAGCAGAGCCAUCGACUUCGCGUAAUUGAAGUUGGCCUUUUCGAAACGAUUCACACGCUCAACACAACCGUCAUGUUCCUCGGUCACUUGGCAGAAUUUAUACCGAAACUAGCAAUUUGUUUCCUUAUAAGCGUUACCGUAAUUUUAGCAAUCGCCGUGCCUCAGGAAAUGAUCGACGUGGUUUCUGCCUCGGAGAUGGUUCACCAGAUGCUCAGUGACGCCAUAAAGGUGAAAAAGUCAAAAUAG
Soboliphyme baturini is the source of this 1032-nucleotide messenger RNA. The record is from the annotation of a GenBank genome assembly. NCBI's taxonomy places the organism in Eukaryota, Metazoa, Nematoda, Enoplea, Dioctophymatida, Soboliphymatidae.